AUGGGUUUUGGCCUGAGAAAACAUCGUACACAACAAAGACAGAAACGUUUGAACAAGAUGGGAAAGGGUUUGCGAAAAAAAUCACCAAAAUCGCAACGUUCCAAGCGACGUUUGCGGAUUCUGCCUCUACCGAAAACAGGUGGCUUUCUACCUUUACUUCUACCUAUACUCGGGGCUCUUGGAGCUCUUGGAGGUGGUGCUGCCUCCAUUGCAAAAGCUGUCAAUGAUGCUAAAGCCAAUCAGUCACAACUUGCGGAACAGAAGCGUCAUAACUUGGCUUUAGAAGCCUCUCGCAAGGUUUUCACGUGUUGUAGGAUGAGUAUUCUCAACGUUACACAAAAACCUCUUGUUGAUAAUUCUAUUACAGAACUAGAGUAUCACACUUAUCAACCUUUUAUCAAUUCCAACUUUGACUACAACGAUGAAAUUCGCAUUGCUGUUCAAGAACUAGAUGCCUAUACCAUCCCGUCACAAAGUCUUUUGUAUCUCGAAGGAGAAUUAACCAAAGCCGAUGGAACUGCUGUUACUACUAAAAAAGCUGAUGGAACUACUGUUACAACUCUGCAAUUAAUCAAUAACGCUUUUGCUUUUCUGUUCCGUGAGCUCCGUUAUGAACUGAACGGAGUUGUAGUCGAUUCCGUUCGAAAUGUUGGUCUUACCUCCACCCUUAAAGGGUAUCUGUCUUUUAAUGAAAUGAGAGUUCACGCUUGCAAAAUGCUGGCUGGUUCCCAAAAGACACUUUUAUUUCUGAGUCUGGCAAGUUCAAUGUUUGUAUUCCUUUAA
Molecule: messenger RNA, 783 nt
Organism: Acanthoscelides obtectus
Lineage: Eukaryota; Metazoa; Arthropoda; Insecta; Coleoptera; Chrysomelidae
Source: the annotation of a GenBank genome assembly